Thecamonas trahens ATCC 50062 is the source of this 1042-nucleotide messenger RNA. RefSeq lists its product as uncharacterized. Lineage: Eukaryota; Apusomonadida; Apusomonadidae. The transcript has a single exon. The record is from RefSeq and is a predicted model, not a curated record. The annotation marks the transcript as partial.
CGAUGUGGGUCACCUUUCACGUUGUCUCAUGGGGAUCGCGCGCCCACGCACAGCUGCUUGCCCGCCACGGCCCGCCGCGGCUGAGGGUCAACUCGGAUCACAGCAUGGCCGAUCCUGCCCGCUCGCUCCACGGCCUGCCGGAGUUUGUCUUUGUGCCCAAGGCUGCAUGGGUGCCAUCGGACGCACUCUUCGGCCUCAUCGAAGACUUUCUGCUCUCGCGCAAGCUCUCGGUCAUGCUCACCCGGCUCGGGCGCAAGCGGCGGGAGCUGCGGGCCCGCUUCCCGACCAAGGAAGCGCUUUUGGCUCGCGACAUCCGAGGCACGCCGUACCAAUCUGAAGACUGGUACAAUGUGUACAAGGCGACUGGCGCACGAAUCGCAGCCCGCGCUGGUGCCGUCUUGGACUCGCAGCUCCGCGCCCUGCAGUUUUUUGGGCGGUACUUUGCGUCGGGCGACCUCGCGGCAAACUUGCUUGCCAACAUCACCGUCCUCCCCCGGAUGGCGUUUAGCCAGGCUCGCGAUCUGGCUGCAGCUCUGGCUGCGGCAGUCUCGCGCAACCGCUGAGCGGCUCUAUUGGCCGCGACUGUACUGCACUGCGCAGACAGAGAGCGGCUGUUGAAGCAGCCGGCUACGCUCGCCCGCUCAUCGCCGACGACUCGUGCCACGCAGUCUCGAUCUCGGCCGGGGCGCGGCGGAGGAGAGCGGUGGUGGCAAUGACACUGGCGGCGGCGACGAUGCUCGAGCCCGGGAGAAUCGCGCUUGCGCCGAUGAGCGGGAGGGCGAGCCACACGCCAACGACGACGACAAGCGCCAGCUGCGCGACAAGGACCGAGCCGCGCACUCCAAUGCUGCGCGCGAGGCCGACGCCGCCGCGCAAUACCGCGAGCCAGGUGUCGACGACGGGCUCGAUGAGGUCGGCGACAGUCGCGGCGCCUGCCGUCGCGCCGUCCUUGGCCACGCUCGCGCCGGCAGCUAGCGGCGCCACGGCGCACGACGCCGCCCAUGCGGCGGUAGAGAGCAUGAGCACGAGCGCAGCCGGCCCG